UCCUUUUUCUUUUUAGACCAUGGCAACACUGGUGUAGGAGAUAUAUAUUAAUAGCCGUUUGACAAAUGACGAAAUGUCAAGAUCCGAAACGGAUUAGCAAAAUUAAAUGGGGAAAAUCACAGUAGACAAUGUUGAAUCUGAUUCCGAUGAUGGAAGCGUUUCGAAGCAAACGUGGAAUAAGCUCCAAAAUGCCUGUCAUUCGCAAGGUUAUCGCGAAGGACUGAUCGAAGGAAAAGAUCGAAAAUUACAAGAAGGCUUUGAUCAGGGCUACCUGUUUGGUUUCAAGCAAAGUCAGAAUUCAGCAGAGAUGAAAGGAUUUCUAAGUGCUGUCAUGCUUCAUAAUAUUCGUAAUUUGGAGUUAAAUGAAAAGUUAAAGACAAUUCUUGCAGACAUGUAGGUUAGUCUGGGAUAAGUAAAGAAAUAAACCUCAGUCAUGAAACUGAAUACCUUGGCAGUGUCAUUCCCAAGCAUUUGUUGACCAACACAUACUAUUAACUAAUAAUAUUAUUGUUAUGGCAUUAAAAUAUAUUUUUCAAUUUGAACGUUUAACCUGAAAUACAACAAAAACAUGAUUACCUCACUUAUUCAUUCAGAAUUUGCACGUGGUAUUCAGUUUUGUAGUUCUCACGUACAGCAUUUUUUCUCUAACAUUUAAGAGCUUGAGUUUACAGGCAACUUUUAAAAAUGAAACAUUUAUAAUCUAGCUUUUUUAUGAAGCUGGCAAUUUAUUUUGUUCAAUUAAGAAGGGAGGGAAAGAUUAAUUGGACAGAACACCUUUUCGUAUUGGAAAACAUUUACCCUAUUAGUUGGCAAUCAUAGGGCCCAUUUCGCUUGUAUGUUCACAAAAAAUAAGUAAUCACUGAGCGAGGCAGACAAC
Messenger RNA from Daphnia magna, 877 nucleotides. RefSeq names its product protein YAE1 homolog. The record is from RefSeq and is a predicted model, not a curated record. The transcript is spliced from 2 exons. NCBI's taxonomy places the organism in Eukaryota, Metazoa, Arthropoda, Branchiopoda, Diplostraca, Daphniidae. Bases 107 to 397 code for a protein of 96 amino acids.